Molecule: messenger RNA, 380 nt
Organism: Prorocentrum cordatum
Lineage: Eukaryota; Dinophyceae; Prorocentrales; Prorocentraceae
Source: the annotation of a GenBank genome assembly
GGCCUUCCAGAGCGUCACUCACAGCUGGGUGCUAACUAUGCCAGAUCAUCCCUAUCUCAGCGGCCUGAAGCAGAACCUAGCCAACUUCGUCGAGGAGCUGACCGCUUACAUCAGCAUGGUCGAUAGCAAGAUCUCCAACGAGCAUUUCGACGCGAUGGCCGACUACGAGGCGGGCAAGAUCAAGGACUACGAGCAGCGCUGGGCCACCAUGAAGGCUGAGGUCGCACCGUUCAUCCAGCAUGCGACGUCAUCAUCAAGCUCGUCGGUGCGUGCACAGCCGCCUGUGGCACACGGAGCCUCGGAGGAUGAGAUCGACGAGGACGCGCUCUUCGCUCGCAAGAAGAGGCGCAGGUGCUGCAAGAAGAUGACCCCGUCAUGAG